AUGAAGAAGAUCAAAGACACCGUUCUUCGCAUCCGAGCGAGGGCUUCGGCCACGCGAGAGUGCAUCCGAGCAAGGCUUUCGACCAUGUGCAAGUUCAAAAAAGCGACAACUUCGGUGGCUCCGGAUCCAGCGGCUUCGGCGGUUCAGCACAAGUCUGACCAAGCCAUUGAGCUAGUCCCGGCGUCCCAAAAGAUGGCUCAUACAUACAUGUAUUCCGAUACCCCGCUUCGCUAUCUUGCCCCUUCCACCAACCUUAACACUGAUGAAAUAAACUGGUUGUCCUUUGGCGAGUGGGGUUCAUUCGAGAAGCGCUUCCACGAUGACAUGAGAAGGUACCCCCCAGAGAUGAUCGUGGACCGACGUAGCCCAUGCCCAUUCAAUUGGCUGCCGCUGGAUAUUCGCGCUAAGAUAUGGAAGUAUGUUUUCGGAGACACCAAGGAAGCCAUAUUUCUUAGAAAGGAUGGUAUUGCACCAAAGAUCCCAACUUCCAUGCGAUUUGUGUCGCUCGACUUGAUGUCAGAGGCUUGGUUUGCAUGGGUCAAUUCAAUGAGCAACCGGACUCUGGUGGUGAUGGACUUCCCGCGACACGCCUAUCUUGAACCACCCUGCCCAAUUCUUCGAGAUCUGUCGGCAGUCCGCCUCCGAGCACUCAAGUUAACACUUGGAGACAACAACGCCGAGAAGGCGGCGAGGAGAAGCCGGCAGUUGGUGAAGUUCAUCUCAAAGCACAGAGAUGAUGGCCUCCUCGCCACUCGCACGUUGAUUAUUGAGUUGCGAAAGAACUGGACAAGCGGUGGCUUCACCGAGGUGGAUCUUGCAGGCCUUCUGACCUGCGGAGCUUUCGCUCACAUUGAGCGCAUCCGUAUUCACGGAUGGAUCAGAAGUGAGAGCUUGGACCGGCUUUUGAAGCGAGCCCAGCGGAUGGCCUAG
This is a messenger RNA of Penicillium coprophilum, 930 nucleotides long. RefSeq lists its product as uncharacterized. Lineage: Eukaryota; Fungi; Ascomycota; Eurotiomycetes; Eurotiales; Aspergillaceae. The transcript has 2 exons. Bases 1 to 930 code for a protein of 309 amino acids. The record is from RefSeq and is a predicted model, not a curated record.